This is a messenger RNA of Zingiber officinale, 2049 nucleotides long. Its product is annotated as terpene synthase 10-like. Gene Ontology annotation, molecular function: magnesium ion binding; terpene synthase activity. The transcript is spliced from 7 exons. Bases 76 to 1833 code for a protein of 585 amino acids. The record is from RefSeq and is a predicted model, not a curated record. Gene Ontology annotation, biological process: diterpenoid biosynthetic process. Lineage: Eukaryota; Viridiplantae; Streptophyta; Magnoliopsida; Zingiberales; Zingiberaceae.
AUCCAGUUCAACACAUCGAUCGAUCCUCCGAUCAUCUCGAAAUCCAAGUAAAAUAUUAGCACACAUCUAGUUAACAUGUCUCUUAUCCUUGCUCCACCAUCAUACAUCCCUUUCCGUGCUCUCCAGCGAUCCACCGCCUCCAGGCAGCCAUGUCUCCGACUCGUCCAGUGCACCGCCGACCAGCUAUCGCUGGAGGCGGCCAGAAGAUCGGCCCAUUACCAGCCCAACAUGUGGAGCAAUGACUACAUACAGUCACUCACUGUUGAAUCUCCGUUGAAGGUGGAGGAGAAGGACCAGACAAAGAGACUGAUGUUGCUGAAAGAGAGAAUCGCAGAAGUGAUAUGCGAGAAGAAGGAAGUGGAAGAGCAGCUCCGGCUGAUCGACCACCUGCAGCAGCUCGGAGUAGCUUAUCAUUUCAAAGACGACAUUAAAGACUCUUUGAGAAAUCUUCACUCGUCUUUAGAAGAGAUAAGCUCGACAUUUAAGGAUGACCUUCACGCCUCCGCAUUGCUCUUCAGGCUUCUCAGGGAAAAUGGCUUCUCCAUUUCGGAAGACAUUUUCGAGGAAUUCAGAGAUGAGAAAGGCCACUUUAGAGACGGUCUUAAGAACCACACGGAAGGAAUGCUGAGUCUGUAUGAGGCUUCUUAUUAUGAAAAAGAUGGAGAGAUGGUUCUGCAAGAAGCCAUGGAGUUAACGACUGAACACCUCAAAAAUCUCUUAGAAGGAGGCUCUGAUAUGAAGCUCAAACAGAGAACGGCACAUGCUCUGGAACUUCCAUUGAAUUGGAGGAUGGAGAGACUGCACGCCAGGUGGUUCAUUGAAGCAUGCCAAAGAGAGGUCAUGGUCAUCACCAACCCUCUUCUUCUUGAAUUUGCUAAGCUGGACUUCAACUCGGUCCAGAGCAUCUACAAGAAAGAACUCAGUGCUCUCUCCAGAUGGUGGACAAAUCUGGGAGUCGUUGAGAAAUUACCAUUCGCCAGAGACAGAUUGACUGAGAACUACUUAUGGGCAGUGGGCAUGGCAUUUGAACCAGAGCAUAGGAGCUUUAGAGAGGCACAAACAAAAGGAAACUGCUUUGUGACAAUGAUCGAUGAUGUCUACGACGUCUAUGGUACCCUGGAUGAGCUUGAGCUCUUCACUCGUGUCGUCGAUAGAUGGGAUAUCAACGCGAUCGAGCAACUGCCAGACUACAUGAAGAUAUUAUUCCUCGCGCUUUUCAACACGAUAAACGACGAUGGCUAUAAGGUGAUGAAGGAGAAGGGACUGAACGUAAUACCUUACCUCAAGAGAUCAUGGGCAGAUCUGUGCAAAGCAUAUCUAGUGGAGGCAAAAUCGUAUCAUCGAGGUUAUACACCCACGAUUGAUGAAUACUUGGACAACACAUGGAUUUCCAUUUCAGGCCCUGCCGCCUUCACGAAUGCUUACUGCAUGGCCAACAACUUAACCAAGCAAGGCUUGGACCGUUUCUCAGAGUACCCUGCCAUUGCAAAGCCCUCUUCCUUGCUCGGUCGACUUUAUAACGAUUUGGCUACUUCAACGGCUGAAAUUGAGCGAGGAGAUGUUCCAAAAUCCAUUCAGUGUUGCAUGCACGAGAGAGGUGUUUCAGAGGGAGUGGCUCGUGAGCAGGUGAAGGAGCUAAUACGAGGUAACUGGAGGAGUAUGAAUGGAGAUCGGGCUGCUGCUUCUUCGUUCGAGGAGAUGUUGAAGACAGUGGCAAUGGGCAUAGCUCGAGCUUCACAAUUCUUCUACCAGAAUGGAGAUGGAUAUGGUAAAGCUGAUGGAGAAACCAUGAAUCAAGUAAUGUCUCUGUUGAUCAACCCCAUCAUUCUAUGACUGACUAAGGCAGUAAGAAAGAAUUUGUCAAAUCCGCCAUUGUAACACUGGUUAUUGAAAAUUUUAUUCUAAACUGUUGUAACUACAUUUACUUUGGUUCUGAUACUCCAAUGUGGAAGCACAAAUGUCUAGUCGUAUUUUACAUGAAUAUGCAUGCCUUUAAUCAUGUGCUUCUCUUUGAAAUCAAACUUAAAUGAAAUUUGCAAUUAUUAUCAA